AUGGUCGCCAUCGACCCCGACGAGCCCACCGAGGAGGAGCAUAAAAGGAGAAGCAUCACGAAGCUGCGUUACAUGCAGUUCCGCGAGGGGGGGAGCAGCUCCGCCCAGCUCGGCUUCCGGAUUGAGGCCGCCAAGAUGCCUGGCGGUUCACUCCAAAAGAACUUCAAGAAGGUGCGGAGCUGGGAGGACGUCUCGGCGACGAUGCGCGAAUUCUUUGGCGCAGAUGUGAAGCGAGUUCGUCAGGCUAUCCUAAACCGACUCAUCAAGAUGCGAGACGCCGUCGAGCACAGCGAGUUCUUUGCUGCACAUGAGGUGGUGGGCAGCUCUCUUCUGUUGAUGUACGACAGAGAUCAAGUGGGGGUGUGGGCGAUCGACUUCGCCAAGUCAACACGGAUAGAGGUUGGGAGGAGGUUGAGCCAUCGAGACACGUGGACACCCGGGAAUAAUGAGGAUGGAUAUCUGAUGGGGAUUGAUAAUCUCAUACAGAUUGUCGAAGACCUAAAUGCCGAGGAU
Molecule: messenger RNA, 513 nt
Organism: Mesorhabditis spiculigera
Lineage: Eukaryota; Metazoa; Nematoda; Chromadorea; Rhabditida; Rhabditidae
Source: the annotation of a GenBank genome assembly